Molecule: messenger RNA, 2173 nt
Organism: Lactuca sativa (garden lettuce)
Lineage: Eukaryota; Viridiplantae; Streptophyta; Magnoliopsida; Asterales; Asteraceae
Gene: ANTR2
Product: Major facilitator superfamily protein
Biological process (GO): transmembrane transport
Molecular function (GO): transmembrane transporter activity
Source: RefSeq, a predicted model, not a curated record
UCAAUUUUUGGUGUCCAAAAUUCGUAUGAAGAAAAACAUUUCUGCAGGGUUUAUCCUCUUCCUCUCACUCUAGACUAGAGAGAGCGUGUCAAAUUAUGGUGUAAUUCUGAAAUAAAUUCUUCGAAUUCCAGAUUUGUGUAGUCUAUCCGGUCAGAAAUGGCCAUCGGCGCCGUUAUAUCUCACCGGAACUUCACAUCUUUCAUCAGCUCAGGUAGAAUUCAUAAACCUGAACAAGAUACAACAUAUCAAAGAGCUGAGAAAUUAAGCUUUUCUUCUGCACAACAUGUGCAUAGGAACAUGUAUUCAGAAAAACUAUAUAGUCUAAAGAAGAUCCACUUUGUUUCCGGAUACUGGAAUGCCAUAUCUUCUCAUGGUGUUCAUUUUUCAACGAUCCCACAAGAAAGCAAAAAGUUCCAAAUCAGAAAUCAUAGACGAAUAGCAAGAUGCAAUUGGAUUAAACCGGAACAGCUAAAACAUAACAGUAUAUUCAAUAGGCAACCACGACAUACUACAAUUAAUAGAAUUCGGGCAAACUAUAAAUCUGAGGAGUAUGACGUGGCAGGAACAGAUUUGGAUUCACUUGUAGUAUCAUCAGAAGGAGGAGCAAGUGAGGCUGUUUUAGUUGGUGAAAUACAAGAAACAAAUCAGUUUCCAAAGCGUUGGGUGAUAGUACUUCUUUGCUUUUCUGCAUUUCUGCUAUGCAAUAUGGACCGUGUGAAUAUGAGCAUAGCAAUACUGCCUAUGUCAAAGGAGUUUAACUGGAACAGUGCUACAGUUGGUCUAAUUCAGUCUUCUUUCUUCUGGGGUUAUUUACUUACUCAGAUUGUUGGAGGCAUAUGGGCAGACAAAAUUGGUGGUAAACAAGUACUUGGUUUUGGAGUGAUCUGGUGGUCGGUUGCAACGGUUUUAACUCCAAUUGCUGCGAAAAUCGGACUUCCUUUCCUGCUUGUCAUGCGUGCCUUCAUGGGAAUUGGUGAGGGUGUUGCAAUGCCUGCUAUGAAUAACAUACUCAGCAAAUGGAUUCCUGUCUCGGAAAGAAGUAGAUCAUUGGCAUUGGUGUACAGUGGAAUGUAUCUAGGCUCUGUUAUCGGUUUGGGUAUAUCUCCCAUUUUGAUUCAAAAGUUUGCAUGGCCAUCUGUAUUCUACUCCUUUGGUUCCCUUGGAAGUGUCUGGUUUGCUUUCUGGCUGGCCAAAGCUCAUAGUUCACCAACAGAUGACCCUGAGCUUAGUGCAGAGGAAAAGAAGUAUAUCUUAGGUGGCAGUGUCUCAAAGGAACCCGUGACUGAAAUUCCAUGGAGACUUAUAUUAUCAAAAGCACCUGUUUGGGCUCUCAUUGUCUCCCACUUUUGUCACAAUUGGGGAACUUUUAUUCUUCUCACAUGGAUGCCUACUUACUAUAACCAGGUCUUAAAGUUUAACCUUACUGAAUCCGGACUGUUAUGUGUAUUGCCAUGGUUGACCAUGGCUGUGUUUGCCAACAUUGGAGGUUGGAUUGCAGACACACUUGUUAGCCGAGGUUUUUCAAUUACCACUGUUCGUAAGAUAAUGCAGUCGAUCGGAUUCUUGGGCCCUGCUUUCUUUCUUACACAGCUGAGCCGUGUCAAGACACCUGCAAUGGCAGUGCUUUGUAUGGCUUGCAGUCAGGGAUCUGAUGCAUUCUCUCAAUCGGGCCUUUACUCCAAUCACCAAGACAUUGGACCCCGAUAUGCGGGAGUCUUGUUGGGGCUGUCUAACACAGCAGGAGUACUUGCUGGAGUCUUUGGUACAGCUGCAACUGGUUAUAUACUCCAGAAUGGUACGUGGGAUGAUGUAUUCAAGGUGGCAGUUGUGUUGUACCUCAUUGGGACUCUUGUUUGGAACCUGUUUUCCACUGGUGAGAAAAUUCUAGACUGAAUUAUAAUCGGAAUAGGGAAUUUAGAUAAAUUAAAGGCUAAAAUGGGGCUGUGACUGGUUUGCGUAAUUAAUUCACGUACCAUUUACAUGGAUCAUAUAUAUAUUUGGUAUGAUGAAUCAUGUCAACAUGCAAAAGCUGUUGUUAUAUGUAAUGAAUGUGUUGAGGCUGUAAUUUUUAUUUAUUUUUAAUUGUAAACACAAAGACAAGAAGAAAGACAGGGACAUAUCAAAUCAGUCGAAAAUUGUUUACAAUUAAUAAAUUGAAUUUGUCCUUCAAAAA